This is a messenger RNA of Toxorhynchites rutilus septentrionalis, 2605 nucleotides long. RefSeq names its product UDP-glucosyltransferase 2-like. Lineage: Eukaryota; Metazoa; Arthropoda; Insecta; Diptera; Culicidae. Gene Ontology annotation, molecular function: UDP-glycosyltransferase activity. The record is from RefSeq and is a predicted model, not a curated record. The transcript is spliced from 5 exons. Bases 786 to 2363 code for a protein of 525 amino acids.
UUGAUAUUCAACCAAAAUAAUAUUUUUCUUUGUUGGAGUGUCUGUAAUAAGUGGAAGCCAUAUGAUUACGUUUGCGUGAUCAAAGUAUUCAGCUGCAUAUGGUUGUAAAAGUGUAAAAGUUCUUUGUGCCUGGUGUGAUCUAAGCUACAUGUGUAAUUAUUACACAUGGUGGCAAUUACUUAUUCAACAGAAAAUGAGAUACAACAAUGGAUUAUUAUGUAAACGCGCGCCCGCGCCCGUGGCAGAAGAACAGAGGAGACGUCUCCAUCAUUUGGAAAGUUUGCAGGACAAAGGCGCUCCACAGGGCGUUGUCAACGCCGAUAUUCCGGGCCUCACUCAUUGGAAACGUGAUUAAAUUCAAACUAUAAUCGUCACUGAUUCGUCUAUUUUAUCAACACUAAACUGUGCCGGAUCGAACAAAGACUGCUGCUGCCAUCGUUGUUGUUACAAUCAGAGCAAAUGUGAUCAUGUGAAAGUGUUACAUUACUAACUGAAGGUGAUCCCCAUAUUCUUAGCUUUGUGUGAAUGCAAAUUGAAUUUCGCGAAAGUGAAACAACGCUUUGCACCGUCUAAUAGAAGACAUAUCCUGUGCAGUGAACAAGGUCAGAAACGCCAAAAAUUCCAUUAAUGUCAUCUGUAGACAGAGAUCCGCCGACAGUGGAUUGUGAAUUGAUUAUCUAAACAGAAAGGAUAACCCCGAGUGAAAUUGAAUAAGUGCAAUAAGGUUCAAGAUUGUGUACUCGUGUUGAUCUCGGUGCUACUUUACUGUUCGUUUCAAUCAAAGUAUGGCUGUUAGUUUGUUGAUCAAUGUUUUGUUCGUCCUCACCGGGCUGAUCAAGUGUUCGGAAAGUGCCAAGAUCUUAGCAAUAUUCCCGGUGCCUUUCAGAGAGCAUCAACUCGUGUACAGACCAUUGAUUGAGCAAUUGGCGAACAAAGGACAUGACAUUACCCUGUUGACUACUGAUCCGAUUGACCUGCGAGUGGCUGGCAAUGGUUCGCUGGUAGAGAGGAUUGAGCAAAUUGAUUUGAAUUUUGUGUACGGUUUGCCCAUUUUGGACGAUUUGAAAAAGAUCAACUUGGACGCGAGAGAUAUGCUGAAGAAUGUGUUCGACGUGAUGAGGAAAAUUUCCCAAGCCGAACUACAGCAUCCAUCAGUACAGGAGUUGAUUCAGGAAAACGCUAAGUUUGAUGUAGUGAUGGUUGAGUGGUCUGGCGUUAGCUUAAUGAAUGCGUUUGCCUAUCACUUCAGCACUCCGUUGGUGGGAAUAGCCAAUGGAGGUGCGUACAUCAACGCUCACGAAGCUCUCGGCAAUCCAAACCAUCCAAUCGGUUACCCGAGCAUUUUCAUGCCGUUCAGCGAGGACCUGAGUCUACUGCAGCGAAUUUCCAGCGUGUUCUUCACCAUCUGGUACCGCUUCUACUACUACACCGAGGAAAUACCGAAACAGAAUCUGAUCGCAAGUGAAAAUUUUGGCUGCGGUAUUCCCGAUGUGUUCGAGAUCGAACGGAAAGCUGAUCUGUUGCUCAUUAACUCCUACCAAGCGCUGGGAAAUGUGCGUCCGAUAGGUCCAACCACGAUCUAUCUGGGAGGCAUUCACAGGAAACAGACAACCGGCGAUGAAAUGAGUGAAGAUUUAGCCCUCUUUCUCAGCCAAUCGGAAGAACCGAUCGUUUUUGUGAACCUUGAUUUGGAUCCGAACACCGAUUACUACCGGUUGGAGAAAAUUGUCAAAGCACUGGAGGACUUGGGAGCUACCAUUAUUUGGAACUGGAACCAAGGGCAAUUUGUGAACUCUUCUGCUAAAAUCUAUCAGUCGUAUAAUUUGCCCCAAGAAGAUAUCCUAGCUCACCCUAAGGUACAGCUAUUCAUCACCAGUGGAGGACAAAGAAACAUAGAAGAUGCAAUUCAUUAUAAAGUUCCGGUGUUUGGUAUUGGUUUCUCCACUUCACUCGAGCACUAUCUGCGCCAAAUUGCCAAAUAUGAGGCCGGCAUAAUCUCAUUGAUUGAUUUCGAAACACAAGCGACUAUCACCGACAAACUGCGUGAUGCCUUCUCGCUGAAGAUAUACCAAUCAAACAUGGAUAGACUAAACCGGCUGCUGGCGGAUCAGCCAAUGGAUUCGCUCGAGCGCGCAGUCUGGUGGAUUGAGUACGUCAUUCGCAACGAAGGCACGAAGCAUUUACGCGCGCCGCAACUUUCGUGGUUCCAGUACUUGAUGCUAGAUGUCACACUGAUGGUUGCUGCCCUGGCUACACUCACUAGCGUCGCCGUUAUUUAUUUCAUCUGUCGGGCGGUGCGUUACUCCCGAAGUUUGCCCAUCGAAAUGGUAACUCGUGGUAGCAAGAAGUGUAAACAACGGUAAAUAACGCGUCCCACCCCAUGACUGUUGAUUAGAUGAUUCAAAGUGUGUUCAAAGAGAAUGUGACGAAUAAACCUAAUAUCACCCUUUUAUAACUAGUAUUAGUCAUAAAGCAGAAUGUGAUAUUAGCUUUAAGAAUUAGUAGUAUAAGCUAUCUAUAAGAUCUGUUUGUUUUAUGUUCUCAUAUUUUACAAUAUGAUGAUAAACAUAUACUGCGUACGAAUAAAAUAUUUCUACAAGAAGUA